Molecule: messenger RNA, 3319 nt
Organism: Zea mays
Lineage: Eukaryota; Viridiplantae; Streptophyta; Magnoliopsida; Poales; Poaceae
Exons: 19
Coding region: 594-3119 (841 amino acids)
Molecular function (GO): DNA-binding transcription factor activity; DNA binding; lipid binding
Source: RefSeq, marked validated
UCACAGUAGACGUGCUAGGCUGCUAGCUAGGAGCAGCUCGCUGCAGUGCUUGCUGCCACUCUUCUGUCUCCUCUUGCUGCUUCUCGCUCGCUCGUCUUUAAAGCUGUCGCCUUUUGCCGCUCUCGGCGACUCGGCUCCUGCCUCCUGCCUCCCCUCCUCCUAGUCGGCUCCUCCUGAACCCGCUGGGUUCCUCGUCUGUCGUCUCCUUCUGUUUCGACAUUAUCCGGCAACCGGGCGGGCUAGCCAGCACUGCUGGUUCUGGGAGGCGUCGCUGGGCGGGUGCGCGCGUGUUUUGCAGUCGAUGGCCGAGGCUCCGUGCACCGUCGCGGGGGGCGGUUUGCGCGGACGCGGUGGUACGCUGUGAUGCCGGUCAGCAGCUGGCGACGGUGCCCGUGCGUCUCUUGGCUGCUGGUGCGCGCGCGCGGAAAGCUGAACAGGUUUUGAUCGGUGUGUGAGAAGGUGGAAUUGCAGGUAGCGACGGCGUGAGAAGGGUCCGUUUGAGUGUUUGACAAAGGGGAAGUGGUGGUCGGAGGCGGAGAGGACGGGUGCGUGGUGGAGUUUUGCUUUCGGUGCUGGUCGGUGGCCGUGCAACGAUGGCAGCAGCCGUAGCGAUGCGGAGCGGGAGCAGCGAUGGCGGCGGCGGGUACGAGAAGAGCGGGAUGGACACGGGCAAGUACGUGCGGUACACGCCGGAGCAGGUGGAGGCGCUGGAGCGGGUGUACGCCGAGUGCCCCAAGCCCAGCUCCGCGCGCAGGCAGCAGCUGCUACGCGAGUGCCCCAUCCUCUCAAACAUCGAGGCCAAGCAGAUUAAAGUCUGGUUCCAGAACCGGAGGUGCCGUGACAAGCAACGCAAUGAGUCUUCGAGGCUCCAGUCCGUGAACAGAAAGUUGACUGCAAUGAACAAGCUUCUCAUGGAGGAGAAUGAGCGAUUGCAGAAGCAGGUUUCCCAGCUGGUUCACGAGAAUGCGUACAUGAAGCAGCAGCUGCAGAAUCCGUCACUGGCAACUGAUGCGAGCUGUGAGUCAAAUGCGACCACUCCUGCAAACCUAAGGGAUGCGAGUAACCCAUCAGGGCUCCUUGCAAUUGCAGAGGAGACCUUGACAGAGUUCCUCUCAAAGGCUACAGGGACUGCUAUUGAUUGGGUCCAGAUGCCUGGGAUGAAGCCUGGUCCGGAUUCUUUUGGUAUUGUGACCAUUUCACAUGGUGGCCGUGGUGUCGCUGCCCGUGCCUGUGGUCUGGUGAACCUAGAACCAACAAAGAUAGUGGAAAUCUUGAAAGAUCGUCCAUCUUGGUUUCGUGAUUGUCGGAGUCUUGAAGUCUAUACAAUGUUACCAGCUGGAAAUGGUGGAACCAUUGAACUUGUUUACAUGCAGAUGUAUGCUCCUACUACUUUAGUUCCUGCACGUGACUUUUGGACACUGAGAUACACAACCACUAUGGAGGACGGCAGUCUUGUGGUCUGUGAGAGAUCCUUAAGUGGUUCAGGAGAUGGUCAAAGUGCUGCCACAACACAACAAUUUGUAAGAGCUGAGAUGCUUCCUAGUGGCUAUUUAGUUCGCCAAUGUGAGGGUGGGGGCUCGAUUGUGCGAAUAGUGGACCAUCUGGAUCUUGACGCUUGGAGUGUUCCUGAAGUUCUUCGUCCCCUCUACGAGUCGUCUCGGGUGGUUGCCCAGAAGAUGACAACCACAGCGCUACGGCACCUUAGACAAAUUGCUCAAGAAACAAGUGGAGAGGUUGUAUAUGCGCUAGGAAGGCAGCCAGCUGUUCUACGGACAUUUAGUCAGAGGCUGAGUAGAGGCUUUAAUGAUGCUAUAAGUGGUUUCAAUGAUGAUGGUUGGUCCGUUAUGUGUGGAGAUGGCAUGGAAGAUGUUAUCAUUGCUUGCAACUCGAAGAAGAUCAGGAGCAGUAGCAAUCCUGCUACUGGUUUUGGAGCCCCUGGACCUGGAGGUAUCAUAUGCGCUAAAGCAUCAAUGUUGCUGCAGAGUGUUCCACCAGCAGUCCUUGUUAGGUUCCUGAGGGAACAUCGAUCUGAGUGGGCAGAUUAUAACUUUGAUGCGUAUUCAGCUUCAGCAUUGAAAACAAGCCCUUGUUCCCUUCCUGGGUUGCGGCCUAUGAGGUUUUCUGGGAGUCAGAUCAUCAUGCCCCUUGCUCACACGGUGGAGAAUGAGGAGAUCUUAGAAGUUGUUCGUCUUGAAGGACAGACUCUUACACAUGACGAGGGCCUUUUGUCUAGAGAUAUACAUCUGCUUCAGCUUUGCACUGGAAUGGACGAGAAAUCAAUGGGAUCCUGCUUCCAGCUUGUCUUUGCACCAAUCGAUGAGCUUUUCCCUGAUGAUGCUCCAUUGGUAUCUUCAGGCUUUCGCGUGAUCCCGUUGGACAUAAAAACAGACGGACCACCCUCUGGAAGAACGUUGGAUUUGGCCUCUAGCCUUGAAGUUGGCGCAACCACGCAACAAGUGGCAGGGAAUGGAUCUCAGGACGUUUGCAACCUGAGAUCUGUGCUGACAAUUGCCUUUCAGUUUCCCUAUGAAACACAUCUCCAGGACACCGUUGCAGCUAUGGCCCGGCAAUAUGUUCGAAGCAUCGUUUCUGCGGUUCAAAGAGUAUCAAUGGCCAUUUCUCCCUCCCAUUCUGGCUUGAAUACUGCUGGGCAGAAGUUAAUUUCUGGCUCCCCCGAAGCUGCUACACUUGUUCGCUGGAUUUGCCAAAGCUACCGGUAUCACUUGGGGGUGGAUUUGGUCAGCCACUCGGAUCAAGCUGGGGAAUCACUUUUGAGAAUGUUCUGGGACCAUCAAGACGCUGUCUUGUGCUGCUCUUUCAAGGAAAAGCCUGUGUUUACUUUCGGCAACCAGAUGGGAGUUGACAUGUUAGAAACGACUUUAGUCGCUCUGCAAGAUCUCACCCUUGACAAGAUCUUUGACGAGCCUGGUAGAAAGGCACUACAUGCGGAGGUUCCGAAACUGAUGGAACAGGGCUAUGCGUACCUGCCGGCUGGGGUGUGCCUGUCUGGGAUGGGCCGCCAUGUCUCCUACGAGCAAGCUGUUGCUUGGAAAGUUCUCGGUGAGGACGGCAACGUGCAUUGCCUCGCUUUCUGUUUCGUCAACUGGUCCUUCAUCUGAUGUGAUCCAAGUGCGCCGCGGAAACUUUACGAUCAGCGUCCAUUUUUGCAUUCUCUGUAGACGAGAAUGGUGCGGUGUUGCUGCUACUGUUAGCUAGACAACGGCAUGUUCAGGUAGUCUUGGGGAAAGCCAGUAUUGUGAAGAUGUAAAUUUGCGCCCGUUUCCGCUAAUUUAACCCGCUGGACUUGCUGUUGUUUGUU